GUAACACCCACACACAUACCUUUCUGCCAGUAGCGCAGAGGAAAAUGGCUGACAUACUGUAUCUGUUAGGAUCCUGCCAGGAUUCUUUUGGUUUAUGAUUUCUCUUAAGAUUUGGCGUAGGAGUAUCUGUUUAUCUUUGGCAAUACUAAGGUGUUUUCAGGACCAAGAUGGACACCUUUGACAACAACGGGACCAGCAUAACCAAUUACAGUGCCUUCUAUUGUCGCUUUCAAGAGGAUUUCAAAUAUAUUCUCCUUCCUGUCAGCUAUGCUCUGGUCUUUGUAAUUGGCCUGGCGCUGAAUGCCACAGCUUUAUAUGUGAUUGUGUUCCGCACUAAGCGCUGGAAACCCUCCACUAUCUACAUGUUCAACCUGACGGUGUGCGACACGCUCUACAUCCUCACCCUGCCCUUCCUCAUCUAUUACUAUGCAGACGAGAACGAUUGGCCCUUCACCGAACCAGUCUGCAAGAUCAUACGCUUCCUGUUUUAUACCAACUUAUAUGGUUCCAUUCUGUUCCUGUGCUGUAUCAGUCUGCAUCGCUUCAUUGGCAUCUGCUAUCCAGUGCGCUCCCUCCACUGGGUCAACGCACGUCGGGCGAAGCUGGCAUCCGUGGCAGUGUGGGCCUUUGUUUUACUCUGCCAGGCACCUAUUCUCUACUUCUCAAGAACAAGGGAUAUAGAGGCUGAGCAGCGGGUCUGCUACGACACCACCAGCCCAGAGCUCUUUGAUGACUUCUUGGUGUACAGCUCAGUUGUGUCAGUGCUCAUGUUCGCCCUGCCCUUCAUGGUGGUGAUGGUGUGCUACGGCCUCAUGGUGAGGAAGCUUCUGGAGCCUGGCUGGGGGUCUGAAGGGGGUGAGAGGGGAGGCAUGUCCGCCUCACGUUCCAAGCAGAAGUCAGUGAAGAUGAUCAUCAUCGUGCUGGCAGCGUUCAUGCUCUGCUUCCUGCCUUUCCAUCUCACCAGGAGUCUCUAUUACUCCUUUAGAUACCUGCGGCAGGUCAAUCCAGACCAGAUCAGCUGUACGUUGCUGGAGGCCUCCAGUGUGGCCUACAAGGUGACUCGCCCUUUUGCCAGCGCCAACAGCUGUUUGGACCCCAUCCUUUACUUCCUGGCUGGGCAGGACGCCCGCAGUAACCUCACCAAGAAGAUCAAGUCAUCUAUAGCGAAUCCGACAAGUAUGAGCGAACGCUUGACAACACAAUUCUGAUCCAGUAUCUGAAACUAUCCUGGUUAAAAUGAGAAAAGGCAUGUGGGGACAAGUACGGUACUCAUACUUAUUGCUGGUGUCUUCUGGUAGAUGUGACACCUCGUACACUGACACUGACAGAGGUUUCAUUCAGAUUUACAUCAUUACACUGCUUGAAUUAAAAUAUUGACAGUAUGAUGACUGAAGGUUAGAAAUAAACAUUUAAAUCACAUGGUGCCCUCCUGACUGGAGGCACUAGAGGCCAGUAAAGGAUUUUUAUACAUGUGUUUUGUUAUGUUUAAUAAGUUAUGGUGAAUGGACAAAACUGAACUACAUGGUUGUUGUUAAUGAUUCUACUGGAUGACUGCACUACACCAGCCUUAUUGAAAAUGUGCUGUAGCACUGUGUGUGCGUCACUCUGUGUCUUAAUAUGUGAAGGAACUCAAAAUUAUAUUAUAAAAACAAACAUGUAAACAUUUUGACAGAAUGUUUGUAGAGAUACAUUUUUAUAAUUUGUCUCAUGUACAUACUGCAUUUGCUUAAUCUAGAUGCCAUAAUUUGUGUAAAGUAAAAUAUAAUUCCUCAAAAUGGCUGUAAAAUUAGUAUAUUUUUCUAAGAAGAGUAGUUGAAGUAUGUUUCAUGAUUUCCUCUGAUGUUAGGUCACUGAUUUUCUCUUAGUAAGUGUCAUUAUUAAAACCACACAGCCUCUGAGCAAUUGAGCAGACUAUUUGAAACCCCAGGAAGUAAGUUGUCACAUUUUUUGCUAAUGAGUUUUGAAAGUAUAAACUGUGAUUUGUGGGAAGAGUAACCUAAGUUGCUCUGCAUCUGAGCCAUGUGGUAAAUCUAAAAGUUAUCGGCUACAUGGAGACACUACAGAUGAAUAGGGUCAAUUUAGAGUCACUAGUUAGCCUGCAUGUCUUUGGACUGUGGGAGGAAGCCGGAGUACCCAGAGAAAAACCACGCUGACAUGGGGAGAACAUGCAAAAUCCACACAGAGGGGUUCUUCCACCCUCGGUAUGAACCAAGAACCCUCUUGUUGUAAGGCAGCCAUGCUAUCCACUGCACCACCAUGCCACCCAGGUAAAGAAGUAUUUUAGAAUUUUAUGGGAUGUACUGGUGCAGCAACGAGUCUGGGGCAAAAUCAAUUUGUAAUACAGAGCUUCAGACUGUUGCCGUUGUGUUGUUUACAUGCUCUGAGCAAUGAAAUAUAACACAUCUUCUUUGUAGCGUCCAUGCAGUUUCCACAUUAUGACUGAAAGCUCAUGAACACAGAAGAACAACUUCCGAACUGAGGAAUCCAAGGAGCAUGUAAACGCAGCAUUAUAUUAAAACAAUCAGUUUUGGUAUUACACAUUUUCUGAAAUGUUAUGCUUAAAUGUGCAUAAGCCACAUUACCUAAAUAAAUAUGCACCACUUUGCAUACAUUUCAUGAACACAAAUCUGAACUUUGUUCAAAGCCAGGUUCAAAUGUUU
This is a messenger RNA of Epinephelus fuscoguttatus (brown-marbled grouper), 2660 nucleotides long. Its product is annotated as P2Y purinoceptor 2-like. The record is from RefSeq and is a predicted model, not a curated record. The transcript is spliced from 5 exons. The coding region runs from base 168 to 1208 and encodes 346 amino acids. Gene Ontology annotation, molecular function: G protein-coupled UTP receptor activity; A1 adenosine receptor binding. Gene Ontology annotation, biological process: G protein-coupled receptor signaling pathway. Gene Ontology annotation, cellular component: plasma membrane. NCBI's taxonomy places the organism in Eukaryota, Metazoa, Chordata, Actinopteri, Perciformes, Serranidae.